Penicillium manginii is the source of this 225-nucleotide messenger RNA. Its product is annotated as FAD-dependent pyridine nucleotide-disulfide oxidoreductase. The record is from RefSeq and is a predicted model, not a curated record. Lineage: Eukaryota; Fungi; Ascomycota; Eurotiomycetes; Eurotiales; Aspergillaceae. The transcript is spliced from 2 exons. Bases 1 to 225 code for a protein of 74 amino acids.
AUGACUAAACUUGAUUCAACCGUGGAAACUGGUUUACAUUCAUCGACUGCCAUAAACCUGUUGGAGGGAUAUAAAAAGGACUCUAACAAGAGUCCCCUGCUUGAAGAUGGCCUUCCUCGUGUACAGCUCCAAGAUCAACAUGGACAAAAGGCGGUAUUGAAGAAUGUCUUCGCUUUGGGCGACAAUGCUGUGCUAGAGACCGGAGCUCCUUGUGCGACGGCAUAG